AUGUCAUGUACUUCAUGUUCGAAAGAAUGUAAAGAAUUUCCGGUAGAUUGGUGGGAUACGGUUGGCGUGUUACACACGCUAUUUAACGUUGGUCAACUUGAAAUGUUACCAGCACUUGGAUAUCAUCAAGAAAAUCUUGGAGCAAAACAAAAGAGGGGGUUCCUUUUUGAUACCGCUAAGGGGAAAUGUGAUCCUUGGCUUAUCUCCUUGGUAUAA
Molecule: messenger RNA, 216 nt
Organism: Funneliformis mosseae
Lineage: Eukaryota; Fungi; Glomeromycota; Glomeromycetes; Glomerales; Glomeraceae
Source: the annotation of a GenBank genome assembly